CAAGCAUAUUAGUUUACGACAACGUUUGAGCUUGCAAAACACUCUCGAAGGAGAUAUUCGUCUUCAAGAAUAAAGUCCACUUCUUACAAUUUUAAACCAUUUCUCCAGCCAUGGGCAAUGCAAAAGCAUUCCUUUACCUUUUUAACUUCAUAUAUUUGGGUAUAUCUGGUUUGCUGAUCUAUGUUGCGGUAUGGUUGAUUAAAUCCUACCGUCAUUUCUACGACAUUACAUCAAAUACCUAUACGGUGGUACCUGCUGGCAUCAUCAUUGGUGUUGGUUGUCUCGUACUCCUGACGGCAGUCAUUGGAUGCUGUGGAACAUGCUAUGAAAACAAGUGCUGUCUUUCCUUCUUCUUUUUCCUACUACUGCUUGCCUUCUCACUGGAAAUUUCUGCUGGAGUGCUGGGUGCUUUGUACAAGAAUGAGGCAAAAGAGGAUGUUCACAAGGGUCUGGAUGCAGCCAUCGAACAUUACAAUAACACCAACACUGGAACUGAUAAAGUCAUUGACUAUGUGCAGCAUAAGCUGAAAUGCUGUGGGGAUAAUACUUACCAAGACUGGCUCAAAUCUGAUUACUACAAAAAAUAUAGGGAGCUGCCACAUUCCUGUUGUCCCAAUGAAGGAAGUGCCUGCAGAACAUUAAAUGUUCUUAAUAAACCCUAUACAGAUGGGUGCUAUGAGCAGCUGCGAAACAAGUUUGAUCACUACUUGACUUACAUCAUUGGUAUUGGCAUUGGCUUUGCUAUUCUCCAGCUCUUCGGAAUGAUAGCAUCUUGCUUCGUCAUGUGUAAAAGUGGAGACAUCAGCUAUGCUCCUCUCCAUGGAGGAACAUUCGUGUAGAGCAUUGCAGUCACAGUACUUCUUUUGUACAUCUAGCAAACCUACCUUUGUAUACAGCUCCUUCAGUAUAUGAGCUCUAGUUUAUAUACACUAGAUUUAUAUAUAUCAAAAACGCAUAUGUUAUAACCUAUAUCUUUAAAGAAAAACUUGGGUUGCACAGCUUCAUUAAGUUUUUUGUAGAACCUUAAAACUUUAAAACUGCUUAAAGCAUGAAAAUUUUUAAAACAAUUACCCAUGCUCCCCACACGCUGCACCCCCACCCCUUCCCCCUCCUCUCCCCCCUCAACCCCACCCCACCCCACCCAUGCUACACCUUUCCUUAGUUGUGUGAUAUCUUUAUCUUAGAAUAUUAUCUUAGAAAAAUACAAGGCAAAUGAGGCUUUCUAUAUUUCAUUGUUUAACACAAUGUUGUAUCUAUAGAAAAGUCGUUCUUGCCUUGGCCUCCUCAAAGUUAGAACAUAUAAGAUUAGCAGGGUUAUCUUCGUUAAAACAAUUGAUUAUAAAUGGAUCAUUUAAUUCUAAGAUAGAAGAAUAAUGUCUUUACAUUUUUAAUAGUCGCUGUCAAGGAAAUCGUCAGGUUUUUCGCUUAAGAAAUUAAAAARUAAAGAGUAAUUUUAGAGAAAACGCCCAAAGUAUUUAACGAAUAAAAGACAAAAUUUCUAGA
Molecule: messenger RNA, 1503 nt
Organism: Actinia tenebrosa (Australian red waratah sea anemone)
Lineage: Eukaryota; Metazoa; Cnidaria; Anthozoa; Actiniaria; Actiniidae
Product: tetraspanin-3
Cellular component (GO): plasma membrane
Source: RefSeq, a predicted model, not a curated record